AUGCCAACAGUGAUAAGAAUGCCUAAAGACCAAGAAAAUCGCCAUGGAAAAAAUAGGAAUGGAUUUAAUAUAGGCUGUUUUCGUGUGUGCACUUGUAUUCAUUUAGGAUUUCUAACAUCGAAAAGUGGAAUGCUAAAACUGUUUGAACUUCUUUUGGGUAGCUGUUGUGAAACACUUCUGAUUAAUUUUGGUAUGCGUGAGUUAUCUACAACAGCAUUUCACAGUUUCCUGACAACCGUAACAGCUUGCUUAUCUACUACAUUCACUUUAUGUUUUUGCUAUACGUUGUCAUCAAAAAGUUUCUCUCUAAUCAGGCAAUCACUGUUUGAGCUGCUGUUCAACGCAAUGGCCUGUUUCUUCUACUCAAGUGCUGCUUGUUAUAUGGGCUUCAUGUCGAAAUUACCAAGCUAUAGAAAUAUCUUACUCUUCACAAUGAAUAACACAAAUCCUGCUCUGACUUGUAUUUAUUACAUGGGAACAGUAUUAGCAGUAGUUUACGCAAUAGAUACGAUCGUGGCUUACAAAUACUAUCGUGAUUCGGGUGAUUGA
This is a messenger RNA of Clunio marinus, 549 nucleotides long. The record is from the annotation of a GenBank genome assembly. Lineage: Eukaryota; Metazoa; Arthropoda; Insecta; Diptera; Chironomidae.